UGCAGUACAUGUGGGAAGGCCUUUAGUUGCAUGUCUGUUCUCAAGACACACCAGAGGAUCCAUACUGGGGGAAAGCUAUAUAAGUGCACUACAUGUGGGAAGGCCUUUAAUCAAUUGUCUUAUCUCAAGAUACACCAGAAGCUCCAUACUGUUGGAAAGCUAUAUAAGUGCACUACAUGUGGGAAGGCCUUUAAUCAAGUGUCUUAUCUCAAGAUACACCAGAAGCUCCAUACUGUUGGAAAGCUAUAUAAGUGCACUACAUGUGGGAAGGUCUUUAAUCAAUUGUCUCAUCUCAAGGGACACCUAAGAAUCCAUACUGGGGAAAAGCCACACCAGUGCAGUACAUGUGGGAAGGCCUUUAGUCACUUGUCUCAUCUCAAGGGACACCUAAGAAUCCAUACUGGGGAAAAGCCACACCAGUGUAGUACAUGUUGGAAGGGCUUUAGUUGCGAGUCUGCUCUCAAGACACACCAGAGGAUCCAUACAGGGGAAAAGCCCCAUCAGUGCAGUACAUGUGGGAAGGCCUUCAGUCAAAUGACAAAUCUCAAGACACACCAGAUGAUCCAUACUGGGGAAAAGCCACACCAGUGCAGUACAUGUGGGAAGGCCUUUAGUCACUUGUCUCAUCUCAAGGGACACCUGAAGAUCCAUACUGGGGAAAAGCCACACCAGUGCAGUACAUGUGGGAAGGCCUUUCGUCAUAUGUCUUUUCUCAAGAAACACCAGAAGAUCCAUACUGGGGAAAAGCCACACCAGUGCAGUACAUGUGGGAAGGCCUUUAGUUGCAAGGCUGUUCUCAAGACACACCUGAAGAUCCAUACUGGGGAAAAGCCCCACCAGUGCAGUACAUGUGGGAAGGCCUUUCGUCAUAUGUCUUCUCUCAAGACACAUCAGAUGAUCCAUACUGGGGAAAAGCCACACCAGUGUACUACAUGUGGGAAGGCCUUCAGUCGAAUCUCUACUCUCAAGAAACACCAGAAUAUCCAUACUGGGGGAAAGCUAUAUAGGUGCACUACAUGUGGGAAGGUCUUUAAUCAAUUGUCUCAUCUCAAGACACACCAGAGGAUCCAUACUGGGGAAAAGCCACACCAGUGCAGUACAUGUGGGAAGGGCUAUAAUCGAAUGUCUAGUCUCAGGGAACACCAGAGGAUCCAUACUGGGGAAAAGCCACACCAGUGCAGUACAUGUGGGAAGGCCUUCAGUCGAAUCUCUACUCUCAAGAAACACCAGAGGAUCCAUUCAAAUUAUGUGCUGCCCUGCUAAUACAUGAUGAAGUAUCACUUACUGAUAUAUUUCUUGAUUAGCUGAGUUUAAACAACAUUUGAUGUUCAAGAUGAAGUAUUUUUUUCAUCAUAUUUGAAACGUGUCUUAGAAAGGUUGUGUUUGUACAGGUUUUUUCAAGUAUGUUUGUGUGGGGGGAUUUGUGUGUGUGUGUGUGUGGCUGCACAAGAUAUAACUGACAAGCAGCAGUUAGAGCAUGUACAAAUAAACAGUGUUUUUUGUGCAAGCUUCCUAGACUUCCUAGACUUCCUAAACGCCACCUCAUAUGAAGGCUCUGGGCUCAUCAACAGCUCAUAGAUGUGUUAGUGUCAGAGAUGGGGGAGGGGUAGGGGAGGGGGAGACUAAAUGUCUCUCCCAUUCCUCAUUAUAGGGAACUCUGUAUUUCUUCAGUUAAACAUUCUCAUGUCAAAUGUGGAAGAGAGUCUGAGUGAACUGUUUUAUUGUUGACAGAAAAACGCGCAAGUCAUAUU
Messenger RNA from Clupea harengus (Atlantic herring), 1751 nucleotides. RefSeq names its product zinc finger protein 665-like. The annotation marks the transcript as partial. NCBI's taxonomy places the organism in Eukaryota, Metazoa, Chordata, Actinopteri, Clupeiformes, Clupeidae. The record is from RefSeq and is a predicted model, not a curated record. The transcript has a single exon.